AAUAAUUCGAAGGCCGUUAAAUGUAGAGAAAUUUCAUUUUAUUUCACUUAAGAAUCAAUAGCUUAAUUCAUUCAUGUGAAAUUAUGUAAUAUGGAGCCUCCACAAAAAGGAAAAAUAAGUCUCUAGAUCAGUGAGACAUGGAAGAAGAGUUGAGGAAUGUUUCUUUACCCUUUACCGGCCACAUGGAAUUACGUGAGAUUGAAGAAGAAAAAAACACCCGAUGGUCAAGAGAAAGAGCGAGAGCCAAAGAAGGUGAAACUAGCGAUAUGGAAUCAAAUGUAUUUCAUCGCGUCCAUGUCCUUGUACUGCGAGCAACAAAAGCUUCAUUCGCUGGAAGAGACUUCGGAUUUCUUUGUAGCUAAGAACGUUUAUUUGUAUGAUGUCACAGAGUCCGGCAUGAGAGACAUGGAACUGGAUGCAUUCUACAGCUUUUACCUCUCACAAGCACAAUUCGAAAAGACCCCGAAAUCCGUGAUCCUUCACAGAAUCCAUUAUUUCGAUUUUAGAGAAAUCAUGAGAGUGUACAAAAUGUUCGAAAUUGCGAAUUAUUCUGAAAUCGAGAGCGACAUAAUUUUCAUGAGAUUACAAGAAUUCUUCAAUUCUCUCCAAUUUUUGCCGAGAUACGAUAGUCUGACUUCAUCUGGUUACUUCAACAAGCCCUUGACGUUGUACGAAUGUCUUAAUAUCGAGAGGUUCGCUGGACAGUCCUCUGCUCAGGACUGUCGUGGUUUUGUGUCAAACUGGCUACAGCUCCUGUCUUGGUGGAGAUUGGCCAAUGUGCGGCUGCAAGAAACUUACAAACAAAUUUACCAUUUGAUGAGAUUAAGAAAAUCUCGAAUGAGUUCACGCCUGUGUAGUAAAAUUGCAGAAAGCUUCAUCAAUUUAGACGCUCUCAUGGCAAAUCUCGACUUACACCAUGGGUCUGCUGAGCUGGCAGCCUUGAGGCAGUGCUUUUCGCUCUCCAGAAACAUUCCCAACGGCAGAGUAUUUGUCCCAAACUACGAAUGUAACUUCGGAGCACCAAAAGACAUCCUGUUUUGCAAUAUUUCCGAAGAUUCCAAAUUGAUUGCCUUUGUGGUAGGCUGUAGUUUCCAUAAUAUAAAUAUUUGUUUUAUGAUUCAGCGGGUCAUUGUGUGUAAACUAGAAGACGCUGAUCUCUUAGAAAAUAUUGCUAGGGCAUUAAAGCCUCUCACAGUGGAGUUCUUUUUUGAUGUCAUCUGCCCUCUAAGAAUAGGAGUGAAGUUCGACACCUACAUCGUUUCAGUAUUCGAAAGCUGCAUGGGAAAUUUCGAACAAUAUGCACUCGCGCUCAAAAAAAGUCGAGAUGGAAACGAGAUCGUUGAAAAUACUCUUGAGCAUACAAUUCAUGUAUGGAUUCGUACUUUGAAACAUUGUAUAGAUAUAUCGUUGCAUGACAAUCAGAUAUUAACAUUCUUUCAAGAUGAGGCGAAAGCUGUGAUUACGAACUCCAUAGAACAGCUGGUAUCGGACGUAUUACGAAACGGAGUAUUUUUAGCGUACAAGGUGUUCCAAAACGACUUCGUAACAGAAAAUAUUUUGUUGGAACUCGCUAUACAUCAACUGAAGGCUCACAACGCCGGUCUUUUCGAGGUCAGCUGUGCGCAAGUGGCUUACAGCCUAGUGUCUGCAUAUAAAAUUAUGCAUAAUAAGAGUCCAUACCCAGAGGGUUGUUUUUGGCAGCCAGAGAGUUUUCCCCGGAGGGAAUUUGUCGCCUUCAUUGAUGAACUCAGGGGGACUUGCGGGUUGCAACGGCUGGGCACAGAGAAUGCAUCGACGCGGCUCGACCACUGGCUACAGGAAAUGCAGCACUCUCUGAGCAGCGGACUGAGAAAGGAACUGCACGAUCUGACAGUUCUGGCACAGCAAGGAAAUGAACUGCUGGAUAAAGCAAAAUAUUUCCAGGAUUUAGAGAACUCUUGA
This is a messenger RNA of Argiope bruennichi, 1941 nucleotides long. RefSeq lists its product as uncharacterized. Bases 157 to 1941 code for a protein of 594 amino acids. The transcript has 3 exons. The record is from RefSeq and is a predicted model, not a curated record. Lineage: Eukaryota; Metazoa; Arthropoda; Arachnida; Araneae; Araneidae.